UGGUUGCCUUUACACUACUCCACGCUUGCCUUUUGAGUUUGAGCUUGUGUUAAGCUUCUUUUCUUUUUUUGGCUUUUUUGUCUUAAGCUUGUUUGCUUCUUCUUCUUCUUCUUUCCUACUACUCUUAAUCUUUAUUUCAAAGCUUAUUUUUUUUCUUCCCAAUGGAAAUGAAAUUGCUCUUUACAUCGGCUUUCACUCAAAUGUUCGGCUACUCAAACCAUAUGGAUCAAACCAGCAACAACUGCCAAAGCACUCGCAACAAAAUCAUAAAGAUGAUGAAGAAAGAAGAAUUCCCAAGUGGAUUCCAAGUCCCUCUUCACUACCCUAAGUACUCCAAGUCAGACUAUGAAGCCAUGGAUGAUAUCAGCCUCGACUUGCUCCUCAAACAAUACGGAUUCUCCUUUGAAGGAUCUCUUGAAGACAAGAGGAUGUUUGCAAUUGAAUCAUUUCUCUGGCCUGAUCAGCUUUAAGGUUUAUGUUGGUGUUGGAUGAUCUCAUGUCUCUCUCUUUCUCUCUCUACCGACCUCUUAUCAAUAUGAGUCUACAAGAUAAUUAGAAUGUUUUAUAAUUAUGUAUAUCGAUCAUCACCUAGUAAUCCAGUUUGUGUGUUAUAUUUAACUGUGUUUGAGGAAGUUUUGAAGUAUGCAAUUUACACACAUAUAUAUAUAUAUGUAUCAUCAUGAUCAUGAGUGCAUUAGCAAAAUCUUUGAUGUAUAAUGUAUUAUCAUUAAAAACAUUAAAAAUUGUGAUCAAUCGA
Camelina sativa (false flax) is the source of this 757-nucleotide messenger RNA. RefSeq lists its product as uncharacterized. The record is from RefSeq and is a predicted model, not a curated record. NCBI's taxonomy places the organism in Eukaryota, Viridiplantae, Streptophyta, Magnoliopsida, Brassicales, Brassicaceae.